Messenger RNA from Sardina pilchardus (European sardine), 1812 nucleotides. RefSeq lists its product as uncharacterized. The coding region runs from base 215 to 1117 and encodes 300 amino acids. The record is from RefSeq and is a predicted model, not a curated record. Gene Ontology annotation, biological process: immune response; positive regulation of T cell proliferation; cellular response to lipopolysaccharide. Gene Ontology annotation, cellular component: external side of plasma membrane. Lineage: Eukaryota; Metazoa; Chordata; Actinopteri; Clupeiformes; Clupeidae. The transcript has 9 exons.
CACAUUUUCAAUCAGCAUGGGGAGUCUCCCUCAAUAGAGCCCUCGAAGAUAGCUCUCGUUUCAGAGUUCAGAUGGAAGCAGAUGACAGGUAAACAAGGCAGAUUAAACCCACUGGAGAUUAUCAAUCGGGAGAUGGUGAUGAAAGAUGAAUCCAGUGAGAGGUCUAAAGUGACUACAUGAGAAGGAAGGAUGUGUAAAUCCUCUGUACACAUGUAUGACCAUUAGAGCUGCCAACACCCUUGGUGUGUGUGAGAGAAACUCUAAACAGCAAAGACAACUAUCAGAAAAAAUGCAGUGGAUAAUUUUGCUCUCCUUCAGCUACAUGGUCAGAAUUGCAACAGGAUGCUCUCUAAUGGAAAAGGACACAACAUAUGAGAUUGUGAAAAGCUCAGGAGAAUCUGCCCUGCUGCCCUGCUCCUGUUCUCCUCUGCAUGCCAAACCUGAGAGAGUGAUAUGGGAUGUCAAACGGAAAGGGUAUCCAUACAGAUCAUCCAUUGAAAUACCCAUCACAAGUGGACCCUACAGUGGCAGAGUUCAAAUGUUUAACCAACAUUCACCAGGAAAUGCUUCUCUGCUAAUAUCAGACCUGACUGAGGAGGACCAGGGAACAUAUAGGUGCUAUCUUAAUGGAGAGGUCAAGAGAAUUCACCUCCUGAUCAAAGAUCUUCAUCCGAUAUUACCAACAAGCACGUCUACACCUAAAGCACCACCUAAAUCACAAACAACAGUAACUAUAGAUAAAGAUAUAGUGAAGAAUGGAGGAGGUGAAACACCUCUUUACGUCUUCAUCUUUGUAGCUGUGCUGCUGUUGUUACUGCCGCUAGGAGGAGUCAUAUUCCUGUAUAUGAGACACAAAGGCCAAAAAGGAGGAAGUACACAGUCAGGAGGAAUGCAGGAGCGAAAUAAUGAUUCCUCAUAUGAAGCUCUUCAGCAUCGCUACAAUGCAGAACAAAUGUACUCAACCAUUGGGCAGAAUGCUGGGGUCCAGAAUGAAGCCUCAUCAACGUAUGAAGCUCUUCAGCAUCACCACAAUGCAGAACAAAUGUACUCAACCAUUGGGCAGAAUGCUGGGGUCCAGGCCACUGCUGCAGAUUAUGAAAAUCCGAGUUCAGAUUGAUGUUCCUGCAUGAUUCAGCAGAUGGCGCCAUCUCAACUCACCCCUCAGCAGUAUGUUGCAUCUCAACUCCCCCCUCAGCAGUUAUGUAUAAAGGUAUAUGUGGUGCAAAAGUCACGAGCACAUUUAACUGCAGAUUUCGCAUUCGCACACUAAAGUCACAAAUGUGUAACCGUACAUUUGAAGUUGUACAUAUUUUUUUCAUACCUUGUUAACACAAAAUAGGGCUACGGGUUCACGAAUCCGUUUUACAAGUUCACAAAACCGUUUUACAGAUACACGAAUUCUCACCUGUGCAUCACAAGUUCCUGGCCUCAUCCCCUCGAGACUUUUGCCCCAUUUACACUGCAACGAUUGGGGCAAAACACAUUCGCACAUCCGUGUUUCAUAGUCUGAGAACAUGCACAACAUUCGUGCAUUUGUAAACCCAAAUGUGAACUAAUGCAACAGAAGUUGUGCAUUUGCGAAAUAUUUUCUCAUUAAUAAAAGUCUUACAUGACUACAAGUGAAUUGAUACGAGCCUGUUAGCCCUGUGCUGAAAAUAGAAAAUGUGUCAUAUUGCAUGACGCAGUUUAGCACAGGAUAUGGAGGGAUGGUGUAAUGUUGGAUUUUUAUCUUUUGCUGAAACUGUCCCAUGCUUUAAAAAAAAAAAAAAAAAAAAAAAAACAGGAAGUUACUGAGACUUGUAUGACUGCUGU